GGACCUGAUGGCAGAGUCUGAGACCCCUCCAGAGCCGCAGCUGGAGGAAGCUGGAGCUUCCUCAGCCCCACAGGGAGCAGCUGCAGGCGCUGCUCCAUGCCCCGACCCUUUGUGCAGCCCCUUAGACCCAGCGGGGUCCCACGGGGACAGCCCAGACACCUGCCAGGAGCUGCAGGCAGACGGCAGGGAUGCUUCCCUGGAGCUAAACAUGCCACGGUGCCUGCUGGAUGAGGAUGAGAUCAGGGCUGGGAUCCCCCUGGAUGAGGAUGUGGCAGGAAUCCCACUGGACGUGGACACAGAUGGGGUAGGGAUGCCACUGGAUGGGGAUGGGGCGGGCAUCCCGCUGGACGUGGAUGCAGCCGAUGCAGGCGCAGAGCGGGAGGGGAUCCCGUUGGACAUGGAGGCAGAGGGGUCAAGCAGUCCCCCAGAUGCGGUUAGUGUGGAGCAUCAGUGCCUGACCCUCGAGGAGCUGGGGGAUUACUUCCAAGAGUGCAUCGAAGCCGUCGAGCAGUUGGAGAAAGAGAGAGACAGCCUGAUCGAGGAGCUGGCCCAGCUCCGGGAGCCGGCACUGCAGGAGAUCCGCCACCACGCUGCUUACCGGGGCGAGCUGGAGAGCCAGGCUGGGCAGCUCUCCGGUGAACUCUCCCGGCUGAAGGAGACUUGCGAGAAAGAGAAGGAGGUUUUGAGGCAACGGUUGGAGGCUCCGCCAUGUCGCCAGGAUAACCUGUACCUGCAGGAGAGCCGCCGGCUCUCCGUGGAGUUCGAGAGCUUCGUGGCCGAGAGCCGGCGGGGUCUGGAGGAGCACUACGAGCCCCAACUGCUGCGGCUGGCGGGGGGGAGGCGGGCGGGGCUGCAGCAGAUGCAGGGGGAGAUCCAGGGGAUGAAGGAAGCCCUGCGGCCCUUGCAGGGGGAGGUCAGCCGGCUGCGGCUGCAGAACCGGAGCCUGGAAGAGCAGAUCGUCCUCAUCAAGCAGAAGCGGGAUGAAGAGGUCGGCCAGUACCGGGAACAGGUUGAGGAGCUGGAAGACAGGCUGAAGGAGCUCAAGAACGGGGUCCAGCUCCAGCAGCGCAAGAAUCAGGAACUGGAGGAGCUGAGGACCAGCCUCCACCGGGAGCUCUCCAUCUACAAGAGCUGUUUAGAAAUGUACGGACACCUUUGCAAAUCAGAAGAAAAAGCAGAAGAGGACUGUUAG
Messenger RNA from Apaloderma vittatum (bar-tailed trogon), 1192 nucleotides. RefSeq names its product syncoilin, intermediate filament protein (gene SYNC). Lineage: Eukaryota; Metazoa; Chordata; Aves; Trogoniformes; Trogonidae. The record is from RefSeq and is a predicted model, not a curated record. Gene Ontology annotation, cellular component: intermediate filament.